GCCCCUUUCUUCUCUCUUUUCCACUUGCUAUCAGAUCAAGUGCUGAGGAGGAGGAAGGAGCAGCUGGGAGUCUGGCUGGGAAGGACCCACAUCAGCCUGGAGGAGGCAAAUGAGAACAGCAGGGAAGAACUUUCCUUAAACUUUGCAGAGGACCUAACUCUUCACAACCCAACUCACUAAUGAUUGUACAGAUAAGCUGACUGAAAACCAUUGGGAAAAAUGAAGGGACAACACAACCUACACACCAUGAUCGUUCUGUCACUAUUAGCGGUCACAGUUUUUUUAUCCAAUCUGGGGGAGAGUCAAGUGACGCCGCCUACAAAACUACGAUUCCAUGUUGUGUCACAAGACAGUGUGCAUAUUUCAUGGAAAGCAACCAAAGAUAAAAUUAGAGGAUAUAAACUCCUUGUGACACCAAAAUCAGGUGGGAAAACCAACCAACUAAACCUUAAAAACAAUGCCACCAGAGCUAUCAUUCAAAGACUUGAUCCUGAUCGGAGUUACAAAGUACAGAUCGUUGCCUUUAAUGAAGACGAUGACAGCAAGCCCGUCCUUGGAGAGUUUAGAAUUCGAGAUUUGGAAAAGAAGAGAAAAACGAAAAAAAUUGAAACAUCAGAAAGUGAGAACCAAGUCAUGGAGGAAGACUCAAAGUUUUCAUGUAAGUCCCCAGCCAAUGCAGAUAUUGUAAUCCUGGUCGAUGGAUCCUGGAGUAUUGGAAGAGUUAAUUUUAGACUUGUGAGAAGCUUCAUAGAGAAUUUGGUUGGAGCUUUUAAUGUUGCUACAGAUAAAACAAGAAUAGGUUUGGCACAGUACAGUGGUGACCCCAGAAUAGAAUGGGAUCUAAAUACAUAUGACACCAAGGAUUCCGUACUUGAUGCUGUCCGAAACCUGCCUUACAAGGGUGGAAACACGCUUACAGGUCUUGCCUUGACAUUCAUUCUGGAAAACAGUUUUAAGACAGAAGCAGGAGCCAGAUCGGAUCUUCCAAAGAUUGGGAUCUUGAUUACAGAUGGAAAAUCACAAGAUGAUGUUAUCCCACCUGCCAAAAGUCUGAAGGAUGCUGGGAUUGAACUUUUUGCUAUUGGUGUGAAAAACGCUGACCUUAAUGAAUUGAAGGAGAUUGCCUCAGAACCACACACCGACCAUGUUUACAAUGUAGCUGACUUCAACAUCAUGGACUCCAUUGUUGGAUCACUUACAAAAACCGUGUGCGAGAGAGUGGAAGAUAUCGACAUUAAUAUUAAAGGGGAGGUAGCUGAAGUGAUUGGAUCUCCCUCUGACUUGGUCACAUCGGAAGUAACGGCCAGAAGUUUCCGGGUUAGCUGGUCUCAUGCACCAGGAAAUGUGGAAAAAUACAGAGCGGUCUAUUACCCCACCAAAGGAGGACAACCAGAAGAGGUGAUAGUGGAUGGCAGUGUGUCUACUACAGUGCUGAAGAACCUAAUGUCUCUAACAGAAUACCAGAUAGCCGUGUUUGCUGUUUACGCCAGGUCUUCAGCUGAUGGAUUGAGAGGCUCCGAAACCACCUUGGCAUUACCAAUGGCCACCGAUCUUGAUUUGUAUGAUGUCACCCACCGAAGCAUGAGAGCAAAAUGGGGCGGAGUUGCAGGAGCUUCUGGUUAUAUGAUCCUGUAUGCACCUCUUACUGAGGGAUUAACAGAUGAGAAAGAGAUGAAGGUUCCUGCAUCCAUUACUGAUGUUGAGCUGGAUGAACUGACUCCCAGUACAGAAUACACAGUGACAGUCUACGCAAUGUUUGGAGAAGAGGCCAGUGAUCCGCUCACAGCACAGGAAACAACAUUGCCGUUAACACCUCCCAGAGACCUCCGAUUUUCAAACAGACACAGCUCAGCCACCGUCUCCUGGGACCACUCGCACAAUGUAAAUGGUUACCGGAUUAUGUACGUGAAAACGGGCGAUUCAGACAUCAACAAUGUGGAAGUUGGUCGAGUUUCAUCCUACAAUUUAAAGAAACUGGCAUCGCUCACAGAGUACACGGUGGCCAUCUUCUCUGUUUUUGAUGAAGGACAAUCUGAGCCCCUCACAGGCACUUUUACUACAAAGCCGGUGCCAUCUCCUCGUGAUCUGAAAGUCAGGGAUAUUACCUCUCAAAGUUUUGUGGCUUAUUGGACAAAUUUUGCACCAGAUAUAACUAUGUACAGACUACAGUGGACACCCCGGAGAGGCGGCACCACCAAGAGACUUAUACUACUUUAUAUUUGUUUUGUCUAGGCUAUAAUUAAAGGGAACGUCAACUCCCAUCUUAUUGACCGCUUGACGCAUAGCACAGAGUAUGAAGUCUCUCUAUCAGCCAUAUAGGAUGAAUCGGAAAGUGAUACCCUGUCAGCCUUGGCUACAUCAUUGAUGCGGACCACUCAGGCUCCAACUACAGCCAAGACCGACAACACUGUCCGAUUUGGGAUCAGAAACCUCAAAAUAGAUGAUGAAACAACAUCUAGUCUUCACGUAUCUUGGCUUAUGAAUGAUGCUAACAUUCGUCAGUACAUCGUGUCCUACAUCACUGCUUAUGGAGAUCGUGAAGAACAGAGAGUCAUAGCUGGUCGAGAAAACGACAUUGUCCUGCCAUCCUUACUGUCUGACACCGAGUACAAAGUCACUGUGACUCCUGUGUACUUCAGUGGAGAAGGGAACCCUGUGUCUGCCUCUGGAAGAACACUGCCACUCUCUGCUCCAAGGAACCUGAGAGUUUCUGAUGAAUGGUAUAACAAACUGAGGAUAACAUGGGACUCUCCUCCUUCACCAACCAUGGGCUACAGGAUAGUGUACAGGCCUACAAGUGGAACGGGUCCGGCUCUGGAGACGUUUGUGGGCGAUGAUGUGAACACCAUAUUGAUUCUUAAUCUUCUCAGUGGGACAGAAUACAAUCUUAAGGUUCUAGCAUCAUAUUCCACCGGAUUCAGUGAUGCAUUGACUGGAGUGGGCAAAACAUUAUAUCUCGGAGUGACAAAUCUGAGUGCUUAUCAAGUUAAGAUGACCAGUAUCUGUUCCCAAUGGCAGCUUCACAGACAUGCAACCUCAUACAGGAUCAUCAUCGAGUCACUGCAGGAUGGCUCCAAGCAAGAAGCUGUCCUGGCUAGUGGAACAGCUCGUCACUGUUUCUAUGAACUUAUGCCCAACUCCAGAUACAGGAUCACUCUCUAUGCACAGAUACAGGAGGCUGAAGGACCCGGUGUCAGCAUUGUGGAAACAACACUGCCAGUUGCAACAGCAGCACCGACCAGACCUCCAACUCCUGCACCAACUAUUCCUGCAGCCCGAGAAGUGUGUAAGUCUGCCAGAGCAGACCUCGUAUUCCUGGUGGAUGGAUCCUGGAGUAUCGGAGAUGACAACUUUCACAAAGUCACCCGCUUCCUGUACAACACAGCUGGAGCCAUGGCUGACAUCGGCCCUGAGGGGACACAGGUUGGUGUCGCUCAGUACAGUGAUGAUGCAAGGACAGAAUUUAAGCUGAACUCGCAUAAAACUAAAGCGUCUCUUCUGGCUGCCAUAAAUGCCAUAUCUUACAAAGGCGGGAACACAAAAACAGGAAGAGCAAUUAAGCACGUCCGUGAAGAUUUGUUUACUGUGGAAUCUGGCAUGAGAAAGGGUGUGCCCAGGGUUUUGGUGGUGAUUACCGAUGGGCGCUCUCAAGAUGAAACUAUAACGUUUGCCAGCCAGAUGCACUUGGAAGGCUUCAGCAUUUUUGCGAUUGGCGUGGCGGAUGCAGACUACAACGAGUUAGUGAACAUUGGCAGCAAGCCCAGCGAGAGACACGUCUUCUUCGUCGAUGACUUUGACAUGUUCAAGAAAAUAGAAGAUGAGCUGGUCACUUUUAUUUGCGAGACGGCGUCAGCAACUUGUCCAUGGGCCCACAUCCAAGGCAGCAGUGUAUCAGGUUUUAAAAUGAUGGAAAUGUUUGGGUUGGUGCAAAAGGAAUAUGCCACCUUGGAUGGAGUCUCCAUGGAGCCUGGAACUUUUAAUAACUUUCCAUGCUACAGAAUACACAAAGACGCUCUGGUGUCCCAGCCCACCAAACAUAUCCAUCCAGAGGGCCUCCCUUCAGAUUAUACCAUAUCCUUCCUUUUCCGAAUACUUCCCGAUACACCGAAGGAACCAUUUGCACUGUGGGAAAUCUUAAACAAAGACUACGAGCCGUUGGUUGGCGUAAUACUUGACAAUAACGGUAAAACACUAACUUAUUUCAAUUAUGACAAUAAGGCACAGUUUCAGACUAUUACCUUUGAAGGACCCGAGGUCAAAAAAAUAUUCCAUGGCAGCUUUCAUAAGAUACAUAUUAUAGUUACCAAGACUAAUGCUAAGCUAAUCGUCGACUGCAAACAUGUUGGGGAAAAGCCAAUAAACACUGCCGGAAAUAUCACAGUAGAUGGUCUAGAAGUCCUAGGCCGGAUGGUGAGAUCCCGAGGACCCAAAGACAAUUCUGCUCCAUUCCAGCUGCAGAUGUUUGACAUUGUGUGUACAUCAACCUGGGCCAACCGUGACAAGUGCUGCGAACUUCCGGCAUUGAGAGAUGAAGCCACCUGUCCUCCUCUUCCAAAUACCUGCAACUGCGAGCAGGAGAACAAAGGAUUACCGGGGCCCCCAGGACCUCCGGGUGGUGGUGGUAUGAGGGGACAAAAAGGACCAAAUGGAGAAAAAGGGCAACCGGGCUCAGACGGCCCGCCAGGCCCAUCAGGCCCACCAGGAGUUCAGGGACAACCCGGACCACAGGGACCAAGUGGACAUUCCAUUCAGGGACCACCUGGUUCUCCUGGUUCAAAGGGAGAUAAAGGAGAAGCUGGAAUGCAAGGAAAUCAGGGAGUUCCUGGCACAACAGGGUCUCCUGGAAUGGAAGGACCUGCGGGACAAAGGGGAGUGCCAGGAAAAGAUGGCUCGACUGGACCAUCCGGACCCCCUGGGCCAAUGGGUGCACCAGGUAAUCCGGGAUCUCCAGGCUCUCCAGGAGGCACAGGACGUCAGGGUGAUAGCGGACCACAGGGUUCUCCUGGUGUAAAAGGAGAAAGAGGAGAAAGAGGAGACACCCAGUCACAGAACAUGGUGCGUGCAAUCGCUCGCCAAGUGUGUGAACAAAUCAUACAGAGUCAUAUGGCCAGGUUUAAUUCACUCCUGAACCAAGUACCAAGUCAGUCUGUAUCAGUCAGAAGUAUCCCUGGUCCCCCAGGACAGCCAGGUACGCAAGGCCCACAAGGUCCCCCUGGAGAACAAGGAUCUUCUGGAAGACCAGGAUUCCCUGGCAGCCCUGGCUCACCAGGAACACCUGGAGAUAGAGGUUUAACUGGUGAAAAGGGAGAGAGAGGAAACUCUGGAAUAGGAACACAAGGACCCAGGGGUCCCCCAGGGCCUCCAGGAUCCCCAGGUGAAGGUCGUACUGGAAGCCAAGGUCCAGUUGGGGUUCCAGGCCAGCGUGGUAUCCCAGGUCCUCCAGGAAAUACUGGCUCUAUGGGGCCUCCUGGUCCUCAAGGUUAUUGUGACGCGUCCUCGUGUGCUGGAUAUGGUGGCUAUGGGGGACAACCAGAUCAAGGUUCUCCUGAAUCCUAUGGCCCGGCAAGCCCUUAUGACGAUGAUGAUGAUGACGAAGAACCAGAUCCCUAUGGACAAUACCAUAACGCCUACCCUGAGUCCUAUGGACAUGGUGGUUACGUCCAACCAGAGUUCACCCCAGUAGAGGAGGAGGACUCUACGGAGGUGAGGUCACCUGGAAUCAGUCGUAUGUCCCGUAGCAUUGGAAAAAGAUCAUCCAAGUCUCUGGAACAAGCUUAAGAGGGAUGAAUGGACUCUUUAAAGUAGCUAAACGUCCUUCCUUUGUGUGACUGCCACCACGCAUUGUAUACAGUACAUUGUACAUAAGUAACUUUUUUUGUGUUUUUGGAAAUUGUUUACAUAAAUUAGAGUCUCAAAGUAAAUAUAUAUCUUCAAAAACAUGUACUGUGUGGACAGAAUAAAUGCUGAUUCAGUUUGGGUUUUGCAUGAGCCCUGUAGAACUUUA
Messenger RNA from Rana temporaria (common frog), 6004 nucleotides. It is a transcript of the gene COL14A1, whose product is annotated as collagen type XIV alpha 1 chain. Gene Ontology annotation, cellular component: interstitial matrix. The record is from RefSeq and is a predicted model, not a curated record. NCBI's taxonomy places the organism in Eukaryota, Metazoa, Chordata, Amphibia, Anura, Ranidae. Gene Ontology annotation, molecular function: protein binding.